UUCCGACUUCCCCUUCCUCUACUUCCUGCAUGUGCCGACAGUAUGGCAGCGCCCAUAGCGAUUCAUCUGGAGUUUGGCGGCGGAGCGGAGCUGCUUUUUAAUGGUGUGAAGGAACAUCAUGUGACCCUUCCAAGCCAAUCGGACCCCUGGGACGUGAAGCAGCUGCUGGUCUGGAUCCAACGGAACCUGCUGAAGGAACGGCCCGAGCUCUUUGUCCAAGGAGACUCUGUGAGACCUGGGAUUCUGGUGCUUAUCAAUGAUGCAGACUGGGAGCUAAUGGGGGAGCUGGACUACCAACUACAAGACCAAGACAAUGUUGUGUUUAUUUCUACUCUUCAUGGAGGAUAGAAAAUGAAAUGCGGAAUAUAAACAUAUCCUUAACAUCUCUGUAACUGCCUUUUCACCACAUCUUCUGCACUCUUCACUCCCCCCGCCCCACAUCUCAACAACACGUCACCCCAUUGGACGCUGUGGAUGUGCAGCCUGCACCAUGACAUCUGAGGUGAUUGAUGUUGGUCUGCAAAAAUGAGUGGAAAUUCAAAGAUGGUUAGCAAAAAAAAAUAAAUGUGGAAACUGUGAGACUGGAAUUCUGUGGACGUUUGCGUAAAUACCAACAUUUUUUAAUCGAGCCGGACAGGUUUAAAGGGCAGCCAUGUGAAGCUCUGGUUGUACUGGUCAACCACCCAGGUGCAAGUGUAAAUACCUACAGUUGGCGUGUAAACCUUCAUCUCCCUGCAUCUGCUCCUCCAGCAUGACUGAAAGACAGAAUGACCUUAUCGUGGGGGCCACAAUGACCUUCUGUUCGCCAGGACAGAAAAGAAAAGGUAACACUUUACAUGAGCCGCAUGUCAACAUUUAUUAAAUUGUUUAUAACAGAUGUAUUUGUAAGCAGAUAUAUAAGGACAUUUUAAGUGUUUUUGAAUGUAUUUGUCAACAAUUACAACAUUUUAUGGUUAUACACCAAUAGCCAGAUAUGGAUGCUUCACAUGUGGAGUUACAGUUGUUGUCCGUUUCUCACAUUUUCUGUGUUUACAACUGCCUUUAUAGUGGGUAAUAAACAAUUCCUUAAAUGUUUAUGAAGUGCUUGGAAAAAUAAAUUUGGGGAGUGUUCAAAUACAGUGUUACAGGAAAAAAAAAAAAUUUCUCCUUUUUUUUUUACUUGUAUGUGAUUAAAAAAAUAUAUUUUGUUUAUUAUGUUUUAUUCUUCUUAUUGCUUCUGAUAUUUCCCCCAACAAAAUGAAAACAGAUUAAAAGCUUUUUUUUUAAAAAAAAUAAACUGCCUAUAUCUGCUUUUAUACUGUAAAUUCUGAAAUUUAAAAGUAUUUUUCCACAUUAAAAAAGUAUUAUUUGUUGAUUUCACUAACAUUAA
Dicentrarchus labrax (European seabass) is the source of this 1369-nucleotide messenger RNA. RefSeq names its product ubiquitin related modifier 1 (gene urm1). The record is from RefSeq and is a predicted model, not a curated record. Gene Ontology annotation, cellular component: nucleus; cytoplasm. Gene Ontology annotation, molecular function: protein tag activity. Lineage: Eukaryota; Metazoa; Chordata; Actinopteri; Moronidae. The transcript is spliced from 5 exons. Bases 43 to 348 code for a protein of 101 amino acids. Gene Ontology annotation, biological process: tRNA thio-modification; protein urmylation.